This is a messenger RNA of Coffea arabica (coffee), 621 nucleotides long. RefSeq lists its product as uncharacterized. The record is from RefSeq and is a predicted model, not a curated record. Lineage: Eukaryota; Viridiplantae; Streptophyta; Magnoliopsida; Gentianales; Rubiaceae.
AUGGAGAGAAAAGAGGUUAUUUCAGGCCUACCAGAGGGAUUAGACAAGGGAUCCCCGUCCCCUUGUUUGUUCUUAUUGGUUUCUGAGGCACUCUCAAACAUUUUCAAAAAUGCUAUGCAUGAUCACAUAAUUUUUGGUCUUAAAAUUGCUCCUUCUAGCCCAAAUAUUGCCCAUCUAUUUUUGCAGAUGAUACCCUCAUUUUCUGUAAAGCUACAAAGGAAAAAAGUAAGUGCAAUCAUGCAGAUAUUGAUGAGUUAUGGGGAAGCAUCUGGGCAGGUUAUAAAUAUUGACAAAUGUUCUAUCUUUCAUAGCAAAAACACAAGUGAGGGAUGUAGGAAUGAGAUACUAAGCACACUAGGUGCAAUGAAUCAAGUCAAACAAAGCAAAUAUUUGAGUUUACCUAUGGUGAUUGGGAGGACAAAUAGACAAGUGUUUAACUAUAUCAGGGAGAAAGUGUCAAACAAGCUAAGAGGGUGGAAAGAGAAACUUCUAAGUAAUGCUGGAAAGGAAGUUCUACUGAAAUCAGUGGUAUUAGCAAUGCCUACUUAUGCAAUGGCCUACUGCAAAUUACCAAAGACUCUGUGUAAAAAUAUAUGUAAAGAGAUGGCAAAUUUCUGGUAG